Molecule: messenger RNA, 4280 nt
Organism: Haemorhous mexicanus (house finch)
Lineage: Eukaryota; Metazoa; Chordata; Aves; Passeriformes; Fringillidae
Gene: RPGR
Product: retinitis pigmentosa GTPase regulator
Exons: 15
Coding region: 43-4158 (1371 amino acids)
Source: RefSeq, a predicted model, not a curated record
GGCCCGGCGCCCCCGGCCCGGCGGGGUUUCCUCCCGGCCGCCAUGGCCGCACCCGCCGCGGGAACCGAGCUGCCCGUGCCCGAGUCAGGUGCUGUUUUCACAUUCGGGAAAAGCAAAUUUGCAGAAGAUAUCCCUAGCAAGUUCUGGUUCAAAAAUGACAAGCCUGUACUUAUAUCAUGUGGAGAUGAACAUACAGCUGUUAUUACAGGGAAAGGUAAGCUGUACAUGUUCGGCAGUAACGACUGGGGCCAGUUAGGACUAGGAUCAAAGAACACUGUCAGCAAACCAACCUGUGUUAAAGCUUUGAAACCAGAAAAACCAAAACUUGCUGUUUGUGGAAGAAACCACACUUUAGUUUACACAGAAAAAGGAAAUGUCUAUGCUGCUGGAGGUAACAGUGAAGGCCAGUUGGGAUUAGGUGACACAGAGGAAAGGACCACAUUUCAUUUAAUAAGGUUUUUCACCAAGCAGCACAAGAUCAAGCAACUAUCAGCUGGAUCAUACACCUCAGCAGCAGUAACUGAGGACGGGCAGCUCUUUGUGUGGGGUGAUAAUUCAGAAGGGCAGAUUGGCCUGGCCGGUGAAGCCUCUGUCAGCGUCCCCUGCAAAGUGGAUAUUGGAAAACCUGUUUCCUUUGUAUCCUGUGGAUAUUAUCAUUCUGCUUUGAUUACAGGAGAUGGUGAGCUCUAUACUUUUGGAGAAGCUGUGAAUGGGAAACUGGGAUUAUUCCCUGAACAGCUGAAGAACAAUAGAGUCCCACAGCCUGUACUGGGAAUUAUGGAAAAGGUUAAUAAGGUUGCUUGUGGUGGAGAACACACUGUUGUGCUGACAGAGACAGAUGUUUAUACUUUUGGACUUGGACAGUAUGGGCAGCUGGGACAUGGAACUUUUGUGUUUGAAAGUUCAGUACCAAAGCCUGUGAAACGCUUGAAGAGGCACAAAGUUUGUAACAUUGCAUGUGGGGAAAAUCACACUGCUGUGAUAGCAGAGAAUGGCCUGAUGUUUACUUUUGGAGAUGGACGACAUGGCAAGUUAGGCUUUGGAGAAGAGAGUUUUACAAAUCUGUUUGAUCCCACUCUGUGUUACAACUUCUUGAAGUUCACAGUCCUUUUGGUUGCUUGUGGGGGUUGUCACAUGCUGGUUUUUGCUGCUCCAAGACCUAAAGGAUCUGAAAUACCUUUGGAAGAUUUAUAUGAACCUCGUUUGGCUGCUGCUACCUCUCAAAGCAGAGGGCACUUGGUACUGGCAAACACUUUGCAGUUAUCAGCAGCACGGAUGCGACGUCGAGAGAGGGAAAGGUCACCAGAGCAGUUUGCUCGAAUGGCACAAACUCUGCCUGCAAUGGGAGGAGGCUUCUUAAAAUCUUCCUUGCCUGUGGCAAGCAACACCAGCCCAUUCUGGUUUUCUGCAAGAAGUCAUCCUAAAGCUGAAUCUGGGAGGGAUGGAGACCAUGAGAAAGAAAAUAAUCAUCAAAAAGAUAAACCUAGUGAAGUCUCUUCAGAACAAGAUUCAGAUAAUGAAAAUAUUGACAGAAACCUUGGGGAUACAACUGACAUCCUAAAUAUGACACAUGCAAUGAAGUUGAAUCCUGGUGACUGGUCCUUAAAAUUAUCACCACUCCAAAAACAGAAGCAUAACAGUGAGUGCAUCAGAAGAUUUCCAAAGGAGGAAGGUAAGAACAAUAAAAAUGUGAAACUGAAAAGAGAUGGUAAGGGUGGGCUUAAAAACAAGGAUUCUGAUUUCACAAAGGAGGGCUCAAAAUUAGAGUCUGGCUCUUUACAAAAGCAGUCUUCACUUUCAGAGUCAACUGGACAAGAUUUAGAAAAGAGUAGUGCCUUUUUAGGGAAGCCUGUGGCCAGAAAAAGUAUAAAGAAAGGUAAAUCUGAGGAUGCACAAAGUGAUAGUACUUUGAAAAGUGGUGCUCAAGAAAUUACUGAGUACAAAAGCAUGUUAGUGAAAAGGGAAAAAGAGUGUGUGGAAAAUCCUGAAUUUUUCAAAGUGGAUGCAACAUAUAAUCUUCCCACUGAAAAUCAAAUUCUGACUGAAAAAAUAAAUUCUUCCAAUAAAAAGCCAAAAGCUGUUAAAUCUAAACAAUCCCUUAAAAUAGAGGUACUUCCUUCUGCUCCUAGGGAUCAGCCUCAGACUGAUUCAUUAAUUGUACAAGAAUAUAGUCCUGUUCAAAAGCAAGGGAGUCAAAAAACAGCAGAUAGUCAAAACAAACUAAAGGAUGGUGUUGAAAAAUCUGACAAGUGUGAAGGAAUAAAUGUCACAGUAGAAGAAAGUAGUGCAGAACAGAAGGAGCUUAAAAAAAAGCAGCAGUUUUUGAAACAAGAAUCUGUAACUUCAUCAUCAUCAUCAUCAUCUGAGGAAAGUACUAAUGAUCUCCAAAAAUAUAUACUUAAGGAAGAGGCCUUCUAUGAACACAGAGUUGUGCAGAGGGCAAGGAGGACAGUGACACAUCUGGACUUAGAAAGAGACAGUGAGAUUGAGGAGAUGCAAGCUACAAACAAUGAGAAAGAACGUGUAGAACAGACAGAUUUUAAAAGCCUGAAUGAGGAAGAAGCAAGCUCUGAUGCUAAACCUGAUGAAGAUAGGCUGUUAGAAAUUAAGAAUGAGGAGGAAUCUGAUCAGGAGCAGGAGAAUGAAAGCAAUGAAGAGGGUGAAAGUGAAAAAGAAAAACUGGAUGAAGCAAUUGACAGUGAAGGUAAACUAGAAGAGGAAGAAGAGAGUGAGUUUAUAAAAGACAGAGAUGAAGUUUCAGUAGAAAAAGAUGAAGAGGGAAAAGAUAGUGAGGAAGAAAAUGAACAAGAAGAAUCACGGGCUGAAAGAGACAGUGGGAAUGAGGGUGCAGAGGAGGCUGAAGAGGUCAGUCAGCGAGAUGGCAAAGAGCAAAGAGAUGAGCAAGGCAGGUUGAUGGAGGAAGAAGAAAUGGUGAGUGAGGGAGAAAAGGAGGAUAUGGAGGAGAAGUAUGAGAAAGAGGAAGGCACUGAAAAAGAAAAAGAGCAGGUUAAAAGUGAGGGAAAAGAUGAAAGUGAGGAAGGAGGGGAAGAUACCGAGGAAGAGGAAGAAAAAGAGGUAGAGGCAGAAGAGGAAGGAGAAGAUGUAAAGGAAGAUGAAGACGAAAAAGAAAGGGAAAAUGAAAAAGACAAAGAGGGUGAAGAGGAGGAGUUGGGAGAAUCAUUGGCAGGGAGGGAAGAAGAGGUAUCUGAAGAAGAGCAGAUUGAGGAAGAUGCAAAUACAAAAACUAAGGAAGUGGGUGAGGAUGGAGUGGAAGAAGGAAAAGAUGGAGAGGAUGAAGUGGAAGAGGAAAGAGGAGAUGAGAAAGAGGAAGGAACGGGGGUAGAAGCAGAAGGGGACAAGGGGGAAGAAGAUGAAAAGGAAGAAGAGGAGGGGGAAAGUGAAGAGAAAAGGGAAGAUGAAGAGGGAGAAGGAGUGGAAGAAGGUGAGGGAGUAGGAGAGGAAGAGAGUGUUGGAGAAGAUGAGGGAAAAGAGGGAGUGGAAGAAGAGAAAGAUGAGGAGGAAGAAGAAGGAGUGGAAGAAGGGGGAGAUGAGGAAACAGGAGAAGAAGAAGAAGAGGUGGAGGAGGGGGAAGAGGCAGGACAGGAAGAAGGAGAAGAAGAAGAUGAAGGAGAAGGGGAAGAGGAGGAAGAGGAAAAAGAGGAAGAGGGUGAGGAGGAAGAGGAAAAAGAGGAAGAGGGUGAAGAGGAAGAAGAGGAAGAAGGGGAAGAGGGUGAGGAGGAAGAAGAGGAAGGAGGGGAAGAGGGUGAGGAGGAAGAAGAAGAGGGGCAAGAAGAAAAAGGGGAAGAGGGUGAGGAGGAAGAAAGGGAAGAGGGAGAGGAGGGAGAAGGUGAAGAGGAAGAGGGGGAAGAAGGAGAUGAGGAGGAAGGGGAUUUAGGAGAGGAGGAAGAAGAGGAUGAGGGAGAAGAUGAGGAUGAGGAGGAAGAAGAAGAGGAAAAAGCAAAAGAUAAAAGGAAAAAUUAUAGUAGUAAACUUCCAGAAAAGAAAAGCAAACCCAGGAAGCCAGAAAAGACAGAAAGUGCUGCUUUACCAAACAGCUCUAAACAAAACAUGAAAUCGAAACGUCAUGUAGCAAAUGGUUUACAUAAUCCAGAACAAUUUUGGAAUAAUGUGCUACCUCAUUAUUUAACACUAAAGUAGCAUAGACUACUGCAGAUUUAUUUUAAACCAAUUCAGGAAACAGACUGAUUUUUAUUACUUGAAAGAAACUUUUCAUGAAAUCAAAGCAAACUAUUAUGCGUGUAAUUUAAGUGCCAAUUUCU